UAUAUCAUAACAAAUUUUGAAGAUUUGGAAUUGCAAGAAAUUCGUUAUUGCAGUUUCUCUCCAUUUCUCUUGCCUUUUAUUCUUCUUUUCGGAACAUCGUGUUCUUUGGCACCAUUCGCGUAUUAUUAUUACAUCGACUUCCAUUGCAUUUGGAUGUUGUAUGCAGUUCGAGAUGCAGAGUGAUUCUCUGUUCGAGGAGAGAUCGCGAAUCAGGCAUAUGCCGAUCAGUCCUCUUCGAGUGGUCGGCGCGCCUACGUCUCUCGUGAAAAGUCAGGACACGUACGAAAUGACGAAAGACAAUAAGUAUAAUUCGCCAAUCGAGUUCAGUACGACGACGAACGGUGAGGGCGAGAAACGAUUCGUAAAAAAAGAAACGGUGCGGAAGAUCAAAUCAAUCGCUGGACACGUGGGCUUACUGAUCACCCUGAUGCUGUACACCGCGAUCGGCGGAUUGGUCUUUCGACAGAUCGAACUUCCGGCGGAACUCGGACGGCUCGAGCGUUUACGCGCGAGAUUACGCACGCAACGACAUCACUUCGUGGAAUCUAUCUCCAACAACACGGACGUCUUCAAUUUGCGUACCUUGGUGAGCGUAAAAUUACGCACUUAUGAAGAAGCGGUUCAGGAAGCAGCGGAAGCGGGCUUCUUGAUCGGAUUUGUUGCGGAUACUAUUAAUCAGGAUGAUCGUCUCGAAUCGGAAUUGCCACCCAUCGUGACGGAGAGAUGGAGCGUUCUCCAAGCGGUUUUCUUCGCCAGCACCGUCCUCACAACGAUUGGAUAUGGCAAUGUUGUACCGUCAACAAAUUGGGGAAGAAUCUUCUGCAUCUUCUUUGCCUUUAUCGGCAUACCUCUUACUCUGAUAGUAAUCGCUGAUUGGGGAAAAUUAUUUGCAAGCGCGGUGGUGCACAUCGGAUUGAUCUUGAAGUCGAAACUUCCAUUUUGCGCAAAGCUCUCAUGUAUCCCGACGAAUCCGACUGGUCGACGCUCGCUCGGUGCUUGUGCGGCCAUCGUGUUACUCUUUUUAUAUCUCGCCUGCGGUGCUGGUAUGUUUAUGCUGUGGGAGGAUGAUUGGGACUUUUUUGAUGGAUUUUAUUUCUGCUUCGUGACUAUGACUACCAUAGGUUUCGGCGAUCUCGUCCCGAAGAAGCCCAAGUAUACGUUACUGUGUACCUUGUACAUCUUGGUCGGCUUGGCGCUAACUAGUACCAUCAUCGAACUCGUCAGACGGCAAUACGCUCAGUCCUGGAGGAGGCUGCAAAGACUGAGUGGUCCGUUAGCUGAGACUCUGAGGAAACUUGGCGAACAAGCAGGCGGCGACAUGUCUGCGCUACAUUCUGAUCUACGGAAAGUACUGACGGUUAUAUCCAUGCCACGUCUGAGGUGGUCCGUGUCCAUCGACCGAGGUGUCACGAAGGACCAAGAUUGGGAGGGAGCCGUAGAGGCUGUAUUACGCGAUAUCGCUGCAUCCGCGACGACGUCGCAGCCUAAGAAGCCAAUCGUGCAAAUUGUCGUUUAUGAGUCCAGCGUUUAAUAUUAUUUAAUUCCAAAUAA
Molecule: messenger RNA, 1551 nt
Organism: Pogonomyrmex barbatus (red harvester ant)
Lineage: Eukaryota; Metazoa; Arthropoda; Insecta; Hymenoptera; Formicidae
Product: TWiK family of potassium channels protein 7
Biological process (GO): stabilization of membrane potential; potassium ion transmembrane transport
Cellular component (GO): plasma membrane
Molecular function (GO): outward rectifier potassium channel activity; potassium ion leak channel activity
Source: RefSeq, a predicted model, not a curated record